CUCAGAUACGGUACUAUAAUAAUUUAUCUCGUUCAAGAAUUUGCAGCCAAAGGCCCAAAAGAUAAGCAGAGUAUAUGCUACUCUGUUUUCAUGAUUAAAGAUUUAAGCAUAUAACUGCGGGCUUCAUGAAUCAGCAUUCAUUCCAGUAGUUACUGUACUACAAUAAAACUCCAUGCAGGGGAUUUCUGCCAUUGAUAAAGUGGAAUGCGUCUACACAGCUUGCUACUGGUACGAAACAGAUUAAUUAUUUUGUUGCAACGUUACAUGUACGGCUAUCCAAAAGCAGCUCUGUCCAGGAAUUGUAAGCCCAUCGUAACUCAUUGUAGCGAGGAGAAUGUAUGGAAAUUAUGCGAUCAAAUUCGGCAGACAUUCCCACAAGAACUGGAAUUCUGUCUAGUCAUCUUCAUAUCUAACGAGCGGAGAUGUAUUUCCGUAUGGAAUCAGGCUACGGCGCCGUCUUCAUGGCUUCCGGUACUUUGGGACUACCACGUCGUCCUGCUGUACUGCCCUCCCACGGCCACACCCCUCCUCUUCGACCUGGACUCCACCCUCCCCUUCCCGUGUCCCCUGGAUCGGUAUCUGGCGGAAGCCCUCCGACCCGGCUACCCUUCUCCCGACCCUCACGCCAACCUCCCCAAAUCUCUGCGUCUCAUCCCGGCCGCUGUCUUCCUGACCACUUUCGCCUCCGACCGCUCGCACAUGCUCGCUUCCGGUCACUACCUAGCCCCGCCUCCCGCGUAUCCCUGCAUCCAGUCGACGGUGUCGCGAAAUAAUAUUCAAGAGUUUAUCAACAUGGAUUCGGGAUAUGGCAUCGUGUUGCCGCUGAAAGAAUUUGCGGAUUUGGCACAGGCGCGGCGGUUGCAGACGGUGGUGAAAUCAGCUGCAGACGGUAGGGUGUCCAGUAACGCCGACGAAUGCGCGAGAUGCUGACACUGCUGAUUGCGAAUACUAAUCACCGCAACUAAAUAAACACAAGUUGCUGAGGUAGCACCAGCAAGUGUGCUGGUUUUUAUACUCCAGCUGCUCUGAUUUUAUGAUGUUCUGGUUUGACUUGGCUACGGACUCGGCUACUGUAAUUUGUUUUUCUUUGUUUAAAUAUGUUCUCUGGCAAUCAGUUGUUUUCCGAGUUAUUGUACGUUAAAAUAAGUUGAUACAGG
This is a messenger RNA of Paramacrobiotus metropolitanus, 1157 nucleotides long. Its product is annotated as protein N-terminal glutamine amidohydrolase-like. The record is from RefSeq and is a predicted model, not a curated record. The coding region runs from base 205 to 930 and encodes 241 amino acids. Lineage: Eukaryota; Metazoa; Tardigrada; Eutardigrada; Parachela; Macrobiotidae. Gene Ontology annotation, molecular function: protein-N-terminal asparagine amidohydrolase activity; protein-N-terminal glutamine amidohydrolase activity. The transcript is spliced from 3 exons. Gene Ontology annotation, cellular component: cytosol; nucleus.